AUGACGAAACCCAGGAAAGAUGUCAAAUUCCAGCACCGGGGAAGUGGCUCGCGCACGCGAAGACCAAGCAACAGCAUGUCAGAGAUCAGCGAGAAUGAACCCAGCAGCCCCGCAAGGGCCGGAAACCACAACGGGUCGAUAGCGAAGCAAGAUGAUCCGCCGCAAUCCGACUACAACAAAAAGAAGCAGACCUUCAUUACAAGAACGAUAUGGACCUUUGCAAUGAUAGGCGUUUUCUUUGGCGCUAUCGUAGCCGGCCAUGUCUAUAUGAUCAUGAUCGUUACCGCUAUACAGAUCAUAUCUUUUAAAGAAGUCAUUGCUAUCGCCAGCGUACCUAGUCGUGCCAGGAGUCUUCGGUUCACCAAGACACUCAACUGGUACUUCCUGGCUAUAACGAUGUAUUUCCUGUACGGCGAGAGUGUCAUUUACUACUUCAAGCAUAUAAUCCUCGUUGACAAAGUCCUCCUUCCAUUUGCGGCCCAUCAUCGAUUUAUAAGCUUUAUGCUUUAUGUUACUGGGUUUGUAUUCUUCGUGAGCUCACUCCAGAAAAACAACUACAAAUUUCAGUUUCAGCAGUUUGCCUGGACCCACAUGGCUCUAUACUUGAUUGUUGUGCAAGCGCAUUUUAUCAUGAACAACAUCUUUGAAGGGCUAUUCUGGUUUAACCUACCUGUUGCCCUGGUGAUAACCAAUGAUAUCUGGGCAUAUAUCUGCGGAAUCACUUUCGGGAGAACUCAGCUCAUUGCGCUAUCUCCUAAGAAGACUGUGGAAGGAUUUGUUGGUGCAUGGUUCUUCACGAUCCUGUUUGGCUACCUGUUCACGAACUUCAUGAUUCGCUUUACAUACUUCAUUUGUCCGGUAAAUGAUCUGGGAGCAAGUUUCUUUAAUGGCUUAGACUGUAUACCAAACCCGGUCUUCCUCCCACAUACUUACCACAUCCCAUACAUGCCUGCGAAUUGGGCAAUUCCGUCCUCGUUCACAGUCGAGCCAAUUCAGUUCCAUGUGCUCGUCUUGACUACUUUCGCAUCACUCAUCGCGCCCUUCGGUGGCUUCUUCGCAUCUGGAUUGAAGCGCACAUUCAAUAUCAAGGAUUUUGGUGAUUCAAUUCCGGGUCACGGCGGCAUGACUGAUCGGAUGGACUGUCAAUUCAUCAUGGGGUUUUUCACAUUUAUGUAUUAUUCCAGCUUCGUGGCAGUCUCAAAGGCGUCUGUUGGUGGUGUUCUCGAGACUGCCAUCACAGGACUGAGCCCACAGGAGCAGAUCGAAGUCGUCAAAGGUUUAAGUAAACAUCUGAUCAAUCAAGGAGUCAUUCCUGCCAAGGUUCUAGAAUAUCUCAACGGCCAGAUGGUUCGCCGAUAA
Messenger RNA from Pseudovirgaria hyperparasitica, 1359 nucleotides. Its product is annotated as phosphatidate cytidylyltransferase. The transcript is spliced from 5 exons. Lineage: Eukaryota; Fungi; Ascomycota; Dothideomycetes; Acrospermales; Acrospermaceae. The record is from RefSeq and is a predicted model, not a curated record. Gene Ontology annotation, molecular function: phosphatidate cytidylyltransferase activity. Gene Ontology annotation, cellular component: endoplasmic reticulum membrane. The coding region runs from base 1 to 1359 and encodes 452 amino acids.